Molecule: messenger RNA, 1258 nt
Organism: Biomphalaria glabrata
Lineage: Eukaryota; Metazoa; Mollusca; Gastropoda; Planorbidae
Product: arginase-1-like
Exons: 10
Coding region: 55-1206 (383 amino acids)
Cellular component (GO): cytoplasm; nucleus; cytosol
Molecular function (GO): manganese ion binding; arginase activity
Source: RefSeq, a predicted model, not a curated record
UUGUGCGACAAUAGUCAACUAUGUUUGAUUCGUUUGUCCACGGCAAAUAUCUCAAUGUUUGCGUCUUCUGGUCUUCGCUUCCUGAAAUACAAGCCAUUGGAACACGUCAGUUUUAGACCUCACAGAACCAGGAACGAUAACAAACACAGGCGUCACCGGCAGCCGAGAACAAAGAUCAAAAUAGUAUAUCGGAUACCUACUCCUCGUCCGAGCGAUAGGCCUCCGAGAGUUGGAAUCAUAGGUGGUCCCUUGAUGUAUGGACAGCCACUAAAAGGCCCAGACACUGCCCCAGAUUUGUUAAGAUCUUCCUAUUUGGAAUCGAGGCUUAAAAAAAAGGGCGCUUCUGUCUAUGACUAUGGGAAUCUACAGUUUGAGACUGUACGCAACGAUGGGGAGUUUGUUAAAGGCUGCAAACAUUCGAGAACAGUUGGUUUGGCCAACAGCCAGAUCGCGGAGAGAGUUGAGAUGGUUCUCAAAACGGAAAGGAAAGUCCUCUUACUUGGCGGCGACCAUAGCGUAGCCAUAGGGUCCAUUGCCGGACACUCAAAUUUUUCGAAAAGGAAUGUGGCGGUCAUAUGGGUAGACGCCCACCCAGAUAUUAACACACCGUUGACCAGUUUGUCCGGACACCUCCAUGGGAUGCCGGUCAGUUUUCUGUCCAGGGAGAUGCCUCAUAUUCACCCUAAGUUACCUGGCUUUGAAUGGCUGAAUCCAUGUAUAAGUGUGAAAAAUCUGGCCUACAUAGGAUUACGUUCUAUAGACCCAGAAGAACAAGAUUUUAUAGAGAAGUUGAAUAUUUGUGCUUUUUCCGCGAAGGAUGUUCGGACCCUUGGAGUGGAUUUUGUCAUGUCAGCAAUUAUGUCCCAGAUAGAUCCGUGGGACAGGUUACCAAUCCAUUUGAGUUUUGAUGUCGAUGCUAUGGAUCCGGGAAUCAUUCCAGCAACGGGAACGCCGGUAAAGUGUGGUCUGAACCUGAAAGAAGGACUGGACAUUGCCAAAUACAUAUUUAAAACAGGUCGUCUGUCAGUAAUGGAUGUUGUCGAAUUAAAUCCUAAAUUGUCUUCAAAAGCUGAAAGCAACUGGUCAGCAGACGUGAUUGUGGAGAUUAUUGUCCGUGCUUUCUGUGGAAGAAGAGGAUAUCAUUUUAUGUCAGAGCCAAAAGAGGAAGAAAGUCCAUCAGAUUUAUACACAAUAAGAGAGGAUUGAUUCACUGUUAACGCAAUUUUAAAAAAUAAUAAUAAUAAAAUAAAGAACUAUC